Molecule: messenger RNA, 3134 nt
Organism: Daphnia carinata
Lineage: Eukaryota; Metazoa; Arthropoda; Branchiopoda; Diplostraca; Daphniidae
Gene: ClC-b
Product: H(+)/Cl(-) exchange transporter 7-like
Exons: 15
Coding region: 106-2541 (811 amino acids)
Biological process (GO): chloride transport; transmembrane transport
Cellular component (GO): intracellular membrane-bounded organelle; lysosomal membrane
Molecular function (GO): voltage-gated chloride channel activity
Source: RefSeq, a predicted model, not a curated record
UCGUUUGAUCUGUGAUCCGCUUGCGUCUGACAUUUGCUGUUCUCCCUGUUGCUGUCUGGCUGUUAAGAAAAAGUGGGUGUCUGAUGCACGUGUUCGUGCUAAGAAAUGGAUACUGAAACUGAAACCUUAAUGAAUGGCCAGCGUUUGAAACCCAAUCAAGGUUUGCCCUCGAAUAGUGCUGAUGGUGCUAUAAUUUAUGAUUCGUCGCAUUUUCAGCUACGAAGUCGAGAUCGACAUGUCAGUUAUGGAAGCAUCAAUGGAGCAGUUCCUCUACCGGAAAAUAAUCGAGAACCAGAAAUGCCUGGAAGGCAAAGUGUUACGUUUAGAAGACUUCCACCAGAAAUGCUAACCACACUUUCAUCGCAGUUUGAAAGCUUAGAUUAUGAACCAUGGGAAAGUAGAGUAUUUAAAGAAGAAUACUCCAAAAAAACUCCAUCUUCCCUAACAAAGCAAGGGGUCACUCGAUGGAUUGUUGUAUUUUUUAUUGGAGUUUGUACUGCACUAAUUGCCUGCGCAAUUGACAUAUGUGUAGUUGAAAUCACAAAACUCAAAUAUGGAUUUUUGAAGAAAUAUAUUGAUAAGUGUGUUACUGAAAAUUGUCUGUACAUUCCAUACCUACAAUGGUUGGGUAUUAGUUGUGGUUUUGCUUUAAUUGCGUCAUUGUUGGUCACAUAUGGCGAACCAGUGGCUGCAGGCAGUGGCAUUCCGUUAGUUAAAUGUUAUUUAAAUGGUAUUAAUGUACAUCGUUUACAUCGGCUGAAAACUCUGUUCGUCAAAGCAGCCGGUGUAACAUGUUCUGUGUUAGGUGGUUUAGCCGUAGGAAAGGAAGGUCCUAUGGUUCAUUCUGGUGCGGCUGUAGCUGCUGGAUUAUCGCAAGGAAAAACUACCUCUUUAGGUUUCGAUUUUGGAAUUUUAAAAGAGUUUCGCUGUGAUCAAGAAAAGCGCGAUUUUGUAACCGGGGGUGCGGCAGCUGGUGUUGCUGCUGCUUUCGGGGCACCAGUUGGGGGUGUAUUAUUUAGUCUUGAAGAGGGUUCAAGUUUUUGGAACCAAAAUAUGACUUGGAGAAUAUUUUUUUGUUCAAUGGUAUCUGCAUUCACGUUGAAUGUUGUUCUCAGCGCAUAUCAUGGCCAAAUAGGUCAGUUAGCUUAUGACGGAUUGCUCAACUUCGGAAAGUUCCCAGACAUUCCUUUUACUUUGUUGGAAUUACCCAUUUUUAUAGGAAUGGGCAUCAUUGGAGGACUCAUUGGGGCACUUUUCAAUCAGAUGAAUUAUCAUAUAAGUGUUUUUCGCCGACGAUUUAUAUUUAGCCGUUGGGCGAAAGUCUUGGAAGUAAUUGUUGUUUGCUGUGUCACCGUCACCGCUGGCUUCGUAAUGAUUUAUUGUGUAAAUGAUUGCAAACCACUUGGUGCAAAAGACGAUAUCGAUUUCCCAAUCCAGAUGUUUUGCGAAGACGGCCAAUUCAAUGCAGUAGCUGCGAUGUGGUUCCAAACGCCUGAAGCUAGCGUGCGUGCCCUGUUUCACGACCAACCAGGCACACACAAUCCGUUGUCGGUAGGAUUAUUUUUUAUAACUUAUGUUUUCCUUGCGUGCUGGACGUACGGACUCAGCAUUUCAAGCGGGAUCUUUAUUCCGGCCCUCCUCUCCGGUGCAGCUUGGGGCCGCCUGGUCGGCCUUGGUCUCUAUCGAUUAACCGAAGGAGCUGCAUGGGCAGAUCCCGGAAAAUAUGCUUUAAUCGGUGCAGCUUCACAGCUGGGCGGAAUAGCCAGAGUUACACUCUCAUUGGCUGUGAUUCUAAUCGAAACAACAGGAAAUCUCUCACUCGGAUUAGGUCUCAUGCUUACUUUAUUAACAGCUAAGCUUGUAGGAGAUUGCUUUAACGCGGGAAUAUACGACAUGAAUGUGCAAUUAGCUGGACUGCCAAUGUUGCCAUGGUCAUCGCCUCCUCUCUGCCACGGCACACAGGCUCGCGAUAUCAUGAGCAAGCCUGUUGUUGUUCUCAAGGAAGUCGAGCGUGUGUCUACUAUCCUGAGCGUGUUGGAAGAAACCCGCCAUCAAGGAUUCCCAGUGAUAUUCGAAGAUCGGUUUGCUGGUCCGCAGGGCAAGCAGACCAGCUUCGGGAUGUUGCGCGGAUUGAUCCUAAGGAGCCAACUGAAAAUCCUGCUUAAAGAAAAAGCAUUCUGUUCUUCGCCAACAGGAAGCGCAUCUCAGCCUCCAGUGUCUCUUGAGACAUUCCGUAUGUAUUAUCCACGCUACCCUACGUUCCAGGGUAUGCAUUUCACUGAGGAGGAACGAUCUUCAUAUUUGGAUUUACGUCCCUACUUGAAUCCGACGCCUUACACAGUCCCUUUGCACGCGUCACUGCCUCGCACUUUUCAGCUCUUCCGAGCUCUUGGACUUCGGCACUUGAUCGUUACCGAUGAUAAUAAUGAGGUUGUUGGCAUGAUAACGCGUAAGACUUUGGCCCGUUAUCGAGCUCGAAUCUGCUGUGGAACAAUUGACUUUGUCGAGCUUCCGUUAGGCGGUCAUGGCGUUCAACUGUGAUCGUGAUAUUAAUUUUCUUUUGGCCCUAAUAGGACCUUGAUCCCAACGCUUCGUUUCAACGAUAACACACACAAUUCGGUUGAUUACGUAAUAGUUUAGUCCACUCCCCUCCCCUCCCCGUUCUCCAGCUAUCCCCCUGUAUUGGAAAAUACCCUCUAGUCCUUUUAAAAACAAACGUAUCAUUCCGAUCGUAAAGCUAAAAUGUGAUUUCACCUCGAGCUUCUUCCUUUUUCGUUGAAAGUCGAGGGAGCACGGUCUGUUGUGUUUUUGUUUGUUUUUUAUCGUCUUGUUUUCGUUAUUUUUCAGUUGUCUCCUUUCGCAAUCUUACAUUUUAGGUGGUAGCAGUAGCUUAUAGUUUUAUCUCAGGUUGCUUUUUGUUCAGAAUAUUGGCCUUGAAUCAAGAAUGGUUCUUUCCCCAAUCCCACCGAUGUCUUUCCGCCAACGUCUAUUCCGAGUAUUCUUCGCGUUUGACGGACAAAAAAUAGCCUUGCAGAGUUGCCCCAUGAUGGAUUGCUAACGAUUUACUAUUUUAUAAGCCAACUAGAUGUUAGCGUUCAUAAAUAAUAUACGCGAUGUUGCGUAGAGACCUUGAA